GUCAACGUUUUUACGACAGUCUAGCGAUAUGGAUUCUUUUGCGUUUUAUAUACAGCUUCAAGAAUUUCUCUUAAAAGGAGAAAUUCCUGACAAUUCUGCAAAUCGUCGGAAGGUACAACGGGCGUCGGCGAAUUUCAUCAUCAAAGAUGACAGACAAUUCUACGUCGGCCCCAGUGGGCAGUACAUGCGGCUAGUUGUCCUGUCAGAGGAAGAGAAGAGGUCUGUUCUUACGGAGUGCCACAAUAACCCUGGGACUGGAAAUCACAGUGGCGUCAGAGGCACUCAAAACAGGGUUAUUGCUGGAUACUAUUGGCCUACAAUUAUCCAGGAUGUGAAAGAAUGGGUCAGAUCCUGUCACCGCUGCCAGUUGAAUGACCCCAUCAAGACUGUUGUGCCAGUCUUGCAUUCUAUUAAGGUAAAAGAACCUUGGGAGGUGCUUGGUUUGGAUUUGAUUGGACCACUGCCAGAAACAGCACGCAACAACAUGUCCUUACCAUGACUGACCUGUACACCAAGUGGGUGAUUGCAGAACCUAUGAAAUCUAAGACAGCAGCUGAGGUGUCUGCAAUAAUAACCGCAAAGCUGUACUUGUUCGGCAUGGUAAGGAAAAUCAUUACAGACCAAGGGAAGGAGUUCGUCUGCAAGCUCAACGACAGCAUUUCAGUAUGCUGAAAAUCAAACAUGCCGUCUCCAGUGCUUACCAUCCCCAAACCAACGGGCAGGAUGAAAGAACUAAUCAGAAAAUCAAGCACGCACUCAGGAAGUAUUGAAUGACAACCACAAUGACUGGGACCUCCACCUUCCUGCUGUGGUGUAUGGAAUCAACACUGCAAAGCAGUACUCCACUAGACACAGUCCCUACUUCCUCCUCUUCCAUCGACACCCACGUCUGCCAGAGGUCAUGAAUGCCUGUCCCAUGGGAGAUGAUUUUGAAGUUGCUGACCCAGAAGACGACAUCGACACCAGAGUCAAUAAGAUGAAAGUUCUCAAUGAAAAGGUUCUUCACAACAUAGAGCACAGAGCAUGCAACAGAAGUCAUUCCAAAAUCGCAAGUUUGUGCGAGUAUGUUCAGUUCAGGCUGGUGAUGAUGUUCUGCUCUCACGGGACCCCAAGAAAUGACGGACAGGAGACACAUUUACAAGUCAGCACCAAGGACCAUAUACUGUGGCCAGCAUCACUUCCAAAGGUGUGGCCACUAUCGUCAAAGGGUCAAAGGGUCAGAGGGUCAAGACUGAGGACAUACUACAGACUGAAAAAUGGACCAACUGAGAGGAUGUUCCUCCAGGACCACUGCUACUCAACAUUCAAAUGGCAGGUAGAGCAUCCAUAUGCUUGUUCGGGUUUGAUGUGGGAGAAGGACUUGGACCAUAUUCAAGAUGAGUAUUUUAAAGUAUGUGUUGGACAAAAAUCGGCCAUCGGAAGAACUGAUCAUAAAGCAAGGCCAAAUUUGCCUCACACGAGAAGACUUCUGGAGCCUGGGUUUAAGCCAGUGCAUGGACUCCAAUAUCGGAAAUGCCUGCCUCAAGAUUGUGGAAGAAGCUGCACGAAGACAUGGAAAAAAUUUUCACAUUGUGGACCUCUAUGCUGUUCUCACCUGGAAAGACAAAAAUGUGGACCCAGAGCAUAGUUUGCCUGAAAACGUGAGGUCCAAGGAUAUCAUACUAUUUCCAGCUUGGAGCAGGCAGGCGGAUGAAGCUGAUCACUAUCUGCUCUGUGUUUUGUUUGUAGCUAAGAGGGAGAGAGUUUUUCUUGAUUCUCUUCGCCCUGAUGGUUUUGGAGAUGAGACCUACAGAACCAUAUUUAGACACAUUGCAACCUUCAUUGACCAAGGAUCCUGGACUGAAAAAACAGGAAGAGACCUUGAGUGUUUUCCUCAACAGUCUACAGGAAAUUCCUGUGGCAUCUACAUGCUGAUGUAUGCUCUCAGCACCUGUACAUCAUGGCCAUUAACAUUCACAGAGGAGGAGGUGCCAUUGAUUCGUCAGUGGUGGUGCAUUCAGCUGAUGGAGAGGUUUUGUCUUGAAGGGCAUGGACAGAGAUUUGCACACUGGACAGAAGCAGCAUCCCAACUCCUUCAGGGAACCCUUGAGCCUGUCUUUAGGGUGUCAAACUCCACCACCACCAAACAGACACCCAGCAGAAGAGUUGUGGUUGAAGAGGACACUGAUAAGGUGCAACAGCCUACCAUUGUGAGAGACCUUCAUACAGCUUGGUACUGGGUUCACAAUCACAGAGACUUAUUUCGUGGAGAGGUGACAGAGCCUGCUUUUCUGCAGAUGAACAGUGAAGAUCAACAAAAUGCAUUCAGGAAGGCCCUGGAGAGUGAAUUCCCUGAAGCAAAGGAUGACUUUUUGUUUAUAUUUCAAUAUCAAGAUGACAUGGAAACAUUUUUGUCAUACUGUGUUGAUACACAAGGCCUGAAGGUCAAUGCCAUGUUCCUCAAUCAGCAAUUGUAG
Molecule: messenger RNA, 2456 nt
Organism: Onychostoma macrolepis
Lineage: Eukaryota; Metazoa; Chordata; Actinopteri; Cypriniformes; Cyprinidae
Product: sentrin-specific protease 1-like
Exons: 20
Coding region: 1377-2456 (359 amino acids)
Biological process (GO): proteolysis
Molecular function (GO): cysteine-type peptidase activity
Source: RefSeq, a predicted model, not a curated record